Photinus pyralis (common eastern firefly) is the source of this 2413-nucleotide messenger RNA. RefSeq names its product laminin-like protein lam-2. The coding region runs from base 222 to 2336 and encodes 704 amino acids. Lineage: Eukaryota; Metazoa; Arthropoda; Insecta; Coleoptera; Lampyridae. The transcript is spliced from 5 exons. The record is from RefSeq and is a predicted model, not a curated record.
AUCUGCAAGAAAUAUAUCCAUUGGUGAUGUGAAAACAAAAGCUAUUUCGGUUUAAAAAAAUGCGCUUUAUCUGCACAAUUUAUACUUGUUUUUCAUCUUAGCAGUUGUGGACCAAUAAACAUUCACCUCACAACGCACAGGUAAAGUCAUAUCAGAAUGUAAAUGUCCCACAUAGAUAAUGAUAACUUAUCAUUUCGUUUAUUAUGUAGUCCCAUGUAGGUAUGAACCGUUUGAUUAAUAUGAAGAAUUUUUACUACUUGUGUAUCAUUUUCUCACUCAGCUUUACUUGGGGUCAAGCAAAAGAAGAGGAAGGAAGCUGCCACUGUUCACUGGUAGGAACUGUAUCGAGCGUCGAAAGCGAAUCUAUUUGUGACGAGAAAACAUUACAAUGUAAAUGUCUGCCAAAUGUUACCGGUUUAAAUUGUGACGAAUGCAGUUGGGGCCAUUAUGGAAUUAUUUCGAGCGUAGGGUGCACAAGUUGUUCCUGUAGCGCUCUUGGCUCGUUUGAUAGUCAUUGUGAUGAGGAGACGGGGCAGUGUUCGUGUAAAAAGGGACGUUCUGGGCUGACCUGUGACCAGUGCGAACCGCUCAAGUAUGAAUACGAGGACAGUUGCAUUGACUGUAAUUGCGAUGCUAUCGGAUCGGAAGACCUUCAAUGUGAUAGUACUGGGCAGUGUCCUUGUCGCGAAAAUGUUGAAGGCACGCAGUGUAAUCGAUGCAAGGAAAACACGUACAAUCUACCUGAGGGUUGCAUUCCAUGCCCUCUAUGCUACGAUUUGGUACUAAGCGAGGACCUUCCCUUUAAAGAAAACCUUACCGCAACUGCAAACGUAAUCAAUGAAAUAGCAGAACAAUUGCCGUCCCUAUUAAAGAAGCAUGAGGAUUUCAUCAAGGAAAUUCAGUUGCUGAACGACAAAAUAAGCGAGCUGAAACCUAACGAAACAGAUUUAUCUCUUGAGAUCGAUUUUUUUGAAAUGGAACAACAACUUACAGAUUUUGAAAACAACUUGCAGUCCUCCAUCAGCAAAUUGGAAGACUUACAAGCAGAGAGAUACGCAAACUUAAUUGCAGAGUUAGAGACGCUUUUAAAAGAUUCCAAUGCUUUACUACAGUCUGCGCAAACUGAAUUGGAGAACGCCACUACGAGAUCUGAGGCGAUACUAACGCACAAUAACACCAUGACGGAAUUGGCUAAAUCUGCCGAGUCCGAACUGGAAAAGAUUGAGAAAGCUGCCGAUGAACUAUCUGGAGCAUCCGAAAAGAUUUCUGCGCUUGCUGCUGAAACAUGUAGCAAUGCAGACAAACUUGAAGAGACAGAGAAGAAGCUUGCGGUCGAGUUGGGCGAUCUGCUUUCAGAGGUAACCAAAACCUCCGACGGGGUUUUGGCCGCGAAGAAGUACGCGACGGAAUUCAAUGAGCAAACAAAGCAAACGCACCACGAAGCUCGACUUCUACAGGGAGAAGCGGAUGCAGUUGUCGUACCGGAAGGGGACGAUUGGCACCAAGACUUUGCCGCCGUGGAAUCCAGUACCUCGGCAAUUCAGGGAGUGAUCAAGGACGUUGGGGAAACUGGAAAAGAACUUGAAGACCAACUAGCAUCAAUGGGUGCCUACCUGGCAAGCGUAGGCGACCAACAAAGCGCUAUGGACGGAUUUCUGACGACAGCGCUGGGUUACCAAGCCAGGGCAAACUCCGCUAGAGAAAUGAGGGCAAGCUCUUUCGCGCAAGGUUUGGGCUACAUGGCUGACUACGAAGCGUUUCAAAGAUUCCAACAGUCAAUUAGAGAGCUGAUGGAGCGAGUAGCCGGCAUUCAGGCGAUAAUCGAUUUCAUCAAUCAACACGCAACGGAGACAAGGCACAUAUUCGAUGAACUUGUGGAGAUCAUAAAGGAUGUCGAAAACUUAAAAUUGAAAAUGGACGUCAUCUUAAAGGUCGUCGAAGCCAACGACAACUACAUAUUGAGCAACAUUAAUUUAAUCGAGGAGAUCGAGAGAGAAGACCAGGAGAUAGUGGCAAAAUUGGAAGAGUACGAGGUGCAACUCAAAAGUAUUCGAUACAAUGUGGACGAGCUAAACAAAAUUGAAGAAGAAACUGAUGAAAAAAUUAAAGAGGUGGAGUUGUACGUACAAUUGUUAGAUUUGAUUCUCAGUGAGCAAGAUGUUAUGGAGGAAGAGAUAGUGAAACUGGAAAGUAUAUAUGACACGGUUGAUGAAAUGACGGAACUGAAAGAAACGUUAAAAGAGGAGGUCGCCAAUAUCAAGGAAAUAUUAGAAAGUUUACCAAUUGAUGAUAAUAGUCUCUGCGAAGCGCCUGAGAGUGAACCAAAACUGGAGUAGGCGCUCCAUCAAAUAUUAACAAAACACGAAACUACAUUGUAAUAACAAAAUUAUUUUAAUUAUAUUAUUUAAUUUUA